AUGGAUUCUGUACUCGUAACAUUUAAUACAGAAAUGCUAAUUUACAGAUCAUACAGUACAAGAAUGCAAAAGUGUACAGUACUCAGUAUCAGUACCAGGAGUGGUGGAUUGAAAAAACAACAACUAUUACAAAAUCGGCCUCUUUUUAAACUGCUUGAUGUUCAUGAGAAGAAAAUUGAAGUUGAAAAGAGAACAACAUUAUGGUUUUCUGAGUUGGAAAAAGUUUAUCAAGAAGUAACAAUGCAAUUAAAUACAAAUGCACAUAAUAAUCAAUUCACUUUGAAUUUUGUAUUUUGUAUGAGAAAUUUUUGGAAUAGACUUAUAGCAGAAACUGAUUAUAUUAACAAACCUAAAUCAACAAAAAGAAAAAUUGGGACAUUGGCACAACUUGGAACAGAAAAUGAAUUGGGGAUCAAUAAAAGAAAGAGAAAUUUGUAUAGGAAACUUAGAUAG
Messenger RNA from Entrophospora sp. SA101, 453 nucleotides. NCBI's taxonomy places the organism in Eukaryota, Fungi, Glomeromycota, Glomeromycetes, Entrophosporales, Entrophosporaceae. The record is from the annotation of a GenBank genome assembly.